This is a messenger RNA of Microdochium trichocladiopsis, 2136 nucleotides long. RefSeq names its product fungal-specific transcription factor domain-containing protein. Gene Ontology annotation, biological process: positive regulation of transcription by RNA polymerase II. Gene Ontology annotation, cellular component: nucleus. Bases 1 to 2136 code for a protein of 711 amino acids. The record is from RefSeq and is a predicted model, not a curated record. NCBI's taxonomy places the organism in Eukaryota, Fungi, Ascomycota, Sordariomycetes, Xylariales, Microdochiaceae. Gene Ontology annotation, molecular function: zinc ion binding; DNA-binding transcription factor activity, RNA polymerase II-specific; transcription cis-regulatory region binding. The transcript is spliced from 3 exons.
AUGGGCUCGGUGCCACUGCCUGGCCAGCUGAAGAAACGUCACAAGAGCUUCGCUGGCUGCUGGACCUGUCGAGCUCGCAAGGUCAAGUGCGACGAGAGCCGGCCUCGCUGCGUACAGUGUCGCCUGAAGGAUCUUGAUUGCGAGGGCUAUGCUGUCCGGCUGCGAUGGAUGCCCCUCGAGGCUGGCUCCGAUGCCUCCAGGGAUGAUGACAACCAGUCACAACAGGGCUCAGACCAGCCUGGAAUGGCCAUUGGCAGGUCACAGAGAUCUCUGAUCGUAUACGAGGAUGCCCAAUCUCACCUUUCGCCUCUGGAUCUCGACGACAUCUUCCGUCAGAUUGAUGGCUUCCCAGUGCAGAAGCAGAGGUCUUCUGCAAAUACAGACCAUGCAUUAUUCCUGACCAACUUCGGCGUUUUCCUUCCGUGUCCGGGGUCCAAUGAAGCAAGUUCCCCGCUACCUUCGUCUGACGAGCACCAAAGAAUCCUAUCUCAGUCACUGCUGGACGCAUGGCCACCAGACGAUGCGCAAGCACUCGAUGGCACAGGACCACGCGGUUCCGAGCUGGAAUUGAACGGCUCUGCCAUUUUGUCUCCAGGGCACGGACAAAGCCUCAGUCCUUCUACUAUCGCCACUCUACAGCAUGGAACCGCAACAGACUAUCCUGCAGAACACGGAGAAGGCGACCAUCUAGACGGUGGAGCCUCACCAGGCAACAUCCAUGGUCUCUGGUGGACGGAUGACAGUAGCAAUGCUAUUACGUACAACCCAUCGCCAUCCUACAUGCCAGAGGUCGAACGGUUCUUGAUGAAUCACUAUGUCCACAGAGUUGUGCAUCUCUUCUGCGUCACCGACUAUGAGAAGAGUCCAUGGAAAACGAUACACCUUCCGCGUGUUCUGCAAAGCGCCGGACAACUAAGCCUGUAUGGCUCGACAUCCAAGAUCCGAGACGCUCUCCGAAACGCACUGCUCUCGAUCAGUGCCUUCUACCUUGCAAAUGACAGCAAUUCGCGAUCAUGUGAGAAGGAGGCAGGAACAUGGGCCAACGAUGCCAUCAAGUUUAAAGGUCGGGCGAUAAAAUUACUCAAAGAGACAGUUGAGAGCUCCACGCCACACUCGCGCCCAAAGUACAAGGAACUGCUGGCAACUAUGCUGUCCAUGAUCACUAUCAACGUCAUGUCUGGAGAUACAAGCACGUGCGGCAUUCAUCUGGAUGGGGCUUUCCGAUUUAUGACUCAUAUUCGAGGCUCCAAGACCAAGUAUUCCUCAAAGGCACAGUCACUACAUCGAAUAUACUUCUACUUGCGUGUCAUCUAUGACAGCACGGCCGCCCGGCAUAAUAGUCUCGACCAGCAGUCGUCGUCAUGUUCGCCGGCGUCUCCAGACUCGUAUUUCGGGACGGCUUUAUCCGUUGGGCUUCUUGACAGGGGAGAUGAGACAGACGGUCAACGGGGCAAUUCUCCCCUGUUGUGCCAUGUCGCAGCGCCACGAUCAACAACGGUCGGCGAAUAUGAAUACGUCUAUGGCGUACCUCAAGAUCUCUUGAUUCUCCUCGCCCGAACAACAGACCUCAUUGAACAAAUUGACGAAUGUCGAAAGAGCGGAAGUACCCCCUCGCAUGAGCUCGCUGAAUUAUGCAAUGAGCUCGAGUCCGACAUCAUGGAAUGGGUCCCGGGGUAUCCUUUUCCCUCCCCUCAAGGCGAUCGUGGUGAUGGCAGCAGGACAACGCCGAGCUCUGAGAUCAUCGAGAAGACUACGGCGGCGUUCCAUAAUGCCCUUGUCAUCUAUUUCGCCCAGCAUAUACGGCUCAUGAGGCACAGCUUCCUCAGAUCGCACAUCGAGAUCGUGCUUGGCAGUAUCGAAGACAUAGAAAGAAUCAAGGCAGACAGCGGGAUAUUGUCGGCACCUCUGUACUGGCCAGCCUUCAUUGCAGGAAGCGAAGCUUUUGACAGCAAGUGCCAAGAUCGAUUUCGAGCGUGGUAUGCCCAAGUAGAGGCGUACCGGCUCGCAUCAGUCAGGAGCGGCAUAGGAGUUCUCAAGCAGGUAUGGGCCGAAGGCCCGACACCGCCACACAACAGGACUACUAGUCAGUGGCGCACGGCUGUUCGGAGAACGGGUGCGUGUCUCAUGCUUAGCUAG